AAAUGCUAAAACGUUUUGGCAUAAAGUGCAUUUGAAUCAAGUUCAGCUCUUGGCCCUCUUCCUCCUAUGUAGAGUUACAGUUGAUACAUUAUAUAAGUGACAGUAUUGCUAAGGCUGUAGUACAUACAAGAGGAGAUAUUACAAUGAGUUUGGUACAUAAUUUUUUUGUUUUUGGAAAUAUAAUUUUUUUCUAAGAUACAAUUCACUUUUUGUACAUUUAAAAGUUGCAGAGUCUCACAUUGAAGCACAAUAGUGAUUGAUAGUUUAUAACUUGAUGAAUUGAUACUUUCAGAUAAAGAGACUAAUCCAGAAGUUCAUCAGAAGACAAGAAACAAUCAGCCUGGUGGUUGUGCCAAGUAAUGUGGAUAUAGCAACCACAGAGGCUUUGAAGAUGGCACAGGAGGUGGAUCCUGAUGGGGAGAGGACUUUAGGUAUCUUGACUAAGCCUGACCUGGUGGACAAAGGCACAGAAGAGACCGUGGUUCACGUUGUAUGUAAUGAUAUCAUCCCCCUGAAAAAGGGCUACAUGAUCGUCAGGUGCAGGGGUCAACAGGAGAUCAGAGAGAAGGUGUCUCUCACUGAAGCAAUAGAAAGAGAGAAGGCCUUCUUCAAAGAGCAUAUGCAUUUCCACACUCUCUACAGUGAUGGCCAUGCCACUGUGCCCAAACUGGCUGAGAAACUUACACUUGAGCUGGUGCAUCACAUUGAGAAAUCUCUGCCUCGACUGGAAGAGCAGAUAGAGGAGAAACUAGCCCAGACUCAGGUAGAGCUGGAGAGAUAUGGCACUGGGCCCCCAGCUGAUGCAGCUGAGAGAUUUGCCUUCCUCACUGAAAAAGUGACAGCAUUCACUCAGGAUGCAAUCAGUGUGACUAAAGGAGAGGAACUCAAGUGUGGAGAAAAGCUUAAUGUCUUUUCUAUGCUCCGAAAAGAGUUUGGGAACUGGAACCUCCAUCUGUAUAACUCAGGAGAAAACUUUAACAGAAGAAUUGAUAAGCAGGUAGAGAAACAUGAGGAGAUGUACCGUGGAAGAGAACUACCAGGCUUCAUCAACUACAAGACCUUUGAGAUCAUGGUCAAGGAGCAGAUCAAAAAGCUGGAAGAGCCAGCUGUCAAGAAACUCAAGGAUAUAGGAGAUGCUGUCAAGAAGGUGUUCAUACAGCUGGCCCACAUUAGCUUCACUGGAUUUCCUAACCUCGUGAAAGCAGCCAAGGCAAACAUUGAAGCCAUUAAGCAAGAUAAAGAGUCCAUUGCGGAGUCCCUGCUAAGAGUCCAGUUCAAGAUGGAGAUGCUUGUUUACUCCCAGGACAGUACCUACAGCAGCAGUUUGACUGACACCAAGACAGAGGGUGAUGAGAUGGACGACGACUGGCAGAAAUUGAAUCGAAACAAAAUCAUUGCCUACAGAAUGGAUAAUCGUGCAACACUUGAUGAGCUGAUGUUGCACCUUAAGUCAUAUUACAAAGUAAGUUUUCAU
Messenger RNA from Monopterus albus (swamp eel), 1474 nucleotides. Its product is annotated as interferon-induced GTP-binding protein Mx-like. Gene Ontology annotation, cellular component: synapse; microtubule; cytoplasm. The annotation marks the transcript as partial. Gene Ontology annotation, biological process: defense response to virus; synaptic vesicle budding from presynaptic endocytic zone membrane; receptor internalization. The record is from RefSeq and is a predicted model, not a curated record. Gene Ontology annotation, molecular function: microtubule binding; GTP binding; GTPase activity. The transcript is spliced from 8 exons. NCBI's taxonomy places the organism in Eukaryota, Metazoa, Chordata, Actinopteri, Synbranchiformes, Synbranchidae.